UCCUGUAGGUGAUUCCUGAGAGCUCUACAGCAGCAGAAAGAUGAACGUGUUUGAUCGCUCCAUAAACUUUGACGCUCUCUUUAAGUUCUCUCAGAUCUCUCGCUCCACUCAGCAGCAUCUGAAGAACGUGUAUGCCAGUCUGGCUGUGUGUAUGCUGGUGGCUGCCGCCGGCUCCUACGUCUUCCUCAUCACCAGACUGUUUCAGGGUGGGCUGACCAUGCUGGGGUCACUGGCUAUGAUGGGCUGGCUCGCCAUGACCCCCCACAGCCCUCAGACAGAGAAGAAGAGGUUGGCCAUCCUCGCUGGCUUUGCUUUCUUCACAGGUCUUGGACUCGGCCCACUUAUGGACUACGUCAUUAGCAUCAACCCGAGCAUCAUCCUGACAGCUUUCCUGGGCACCUCUGUCAUCUUCGCCUGCUUCACGCUGAGCGCCCUCUAUGCCAAGCGCAGGAGUUAUCUCUUCUUGGGAGGCACUCUGAUGUCAGGGCUGGUUGUUCUCCUGCUGGUCUCGCUUCUCAACAUGUUCUGGGCCUCAGCCGUGGUCUUUAAGGCUCAUGUGUAUCUGGGUCUGGCCAUCAUGUGUGGCUUUGUGCUGUUUGACACUCAGCUGAUCAUCGAGAAGGCAGAAAUGGGAGACAAAGACUACAUCUGGCAUUGUGUUGACCUCUUCCUGGACUUUGUGACCAUCUUCAGAAAGCUUGUUAUCAUUCUCUCUAUGAAUGAGAAGGUAUUUGAAACAUGGGCUCUGGGCUGUCCGUAA
Carassius carassius (crucian carp) is the source of this 760-nucleotide messenger RNA. Its product is annotated as probable Bax inhibitor 1. Gene Ontology annotation, biological process: negative regulation of RNA splicing; cellular response to unfolded protein; negative regulation of apoptotic signaling pathway. Gene Ontology annotation, cellular component: mitochondrial membrane. Gene Ontology annotation, molecular function: enzyme binding. The coding region runs from base 41 to 760 and encodes 239 amino acids. NCBI's taxonomy places the organism in Eukaryota, Metazoa, Chordata, Actinopteri, Cypriniformes, Cyprinidae. The transcript is spliced from 8 exons. The record is from RefSeq and is a predicted model, not a curated record.